Trematosphaeria pertusa is the source of this 2180-nucleotide messenger RNA. Its product is annotated as CHL4-domain-containing protein. The transcript has a single exon. The record is from RefSeq and is a predicted model, not a curated record. Gene Ontology annotation, biological process: chromosome segregation; CENP-A containing chromatin assembly. The coding region runs from base 465 to 1997 and encodes 510 amino acids. NCBI's taxonomy places the organism in Eukaryota, Fungi, Ascomycota, Dothideomycetes, Pleosporales, Trematosphaeriaceae.
GCUCUCUCCUUUGUGCAGCCCUUGUUUAUUUCAUUGUCGACCCCGCCGGCUGAGUGCCGUGGCGAGUUAGUAGCCAAAGAGGGAUCAAAGAGUGCUGGUGGUCAAUAGCCGGUCCGAAGACGCCCGAGCUUGGACCGCAGAUUCGCGAGACUGGAUCGAUCGGCGCCGGCAGUUUUCAGGGAUUGGCUCAUCACGUGAUAACCGUUGCACCGGCUGAUCGUGCAGGAAGAAUACCCAAAUGCAAGCGCUGCAUCAUUGGGCAAGAUGUCUUUGUUCCCAGAAUGGCGUCGUACUCGAGAACCUUGGAAACGCGUUCAAAGAUCACGUGGUGCGAUCGAGGCCUUCCAAGGUUGUUCCUCCCGGACGCGUCGCCGGACCGCGACAUUUCACCCUAUCGAUAACAGCGAUAAACAAUGCGGAGAGCUUCUACACAACUGAGUCCAGCUCCCUCCAUGUAGCCCGCCAUGGCGCCCAACACCACGACCACCGUCCCGGACUACAAGAACAUCCCGCACUCGCACCGCCUGCCCGUCACCCACCGCGAAGUCCAGCGCACCUUCAACAAGCUCUCGCGACAGUCCCUCAUCUCGCUAGCCCACCAAUGGCUCUCCAAAAAGAACCGCGACUUCUGCCGCCCCUACCUUCUCAGCGACCGCGAUGCCGACGAUGAAGACGAGGAGGAGGCGUACACGCCAGCGCAGAGCUUCGAGGAGCUGCAGGAGGUAUACAAGGAGCUGGCAGCACGCAAGGGCGGGAAGCGCGAGAUCCAGGAUCGCAUACUCGAGGGCGACUGGCGGACGGGAAUAUCAAUGUACCAAUUGGCGACGGCAGAGAUCCAAUACUUGCUGGAUCACCCAAAUAGCUUGCGCUGGACGGCCAAGCGGCUCGCGAAGAUACCGAAUGCUAAGAGCGCGGUGCUGGAUAUGGAGGUUACGAACGAUUCGGAGCAUCUGCCGCGAUUUCAAGCGCAGACCUUCAUGUCCAACCUGGCGAGGGAGCUUACGCCGCUGAUGAAGGCGCAUUAUCUGCUCACCAAGAUCAAGACGCUGCCAAUGACGAUACUGCGCGUCUAUAUACAUGAUUCACCGUAUAGUUCGGAAGCUUCACUUGCGGCGACCACAGCAUCUCCAGAUAGCGCUAGAUCGGUUUUCUUCAUCUGGCCGAACGGCUCACCAUUCGUGUACUCGUCUAUCGCAAACCACCUGGGGCAGAUCAUCGGAGAUGAUGGGAAACAUCUCCGCGACAUCGUCCAGCAAGCCAUUCCAAAGGCCUUCUCGCGCCCGUCUGCGCGGUACCAGCUCGCCAGCACAAACUUCACAACGAAGUCCCUCGAGGCGCUUCUUACAUACCGAGGACCAGGCAGGGGUAAUGCCGCUGCGGGUGGAUGGAGCAUAUUCCAGGACCACAGCUUCAGCCAGAAUGCGCUAGACUUCAUCACCACCCAGCGAGAGCGCGGGGAUGCUCAUGAAAAGAGUGGAGCGGACAAGGAAGCAUCGACGGGCGCAAAACCAGGACCAGGACGGCCAAAGCGGACAUUGGACGACACAGAAUCGCCAGAGGCAAAGAGAAGGCGUGAAGUCGCCGAAGGGCGCUUCGGCAGCUCUGCAAAACCAAAUGAUGGCCAAGGGCUCGAGCGGGUCGAAGUCCGCAUCGACGAUCCAUUUCCCGCCAUCCCAAAUACCUCAGCCCAACAAGAGGUAGACACGUCCGAUCUCAACCCCGGGCCGACCAGUCGCAACCGUAAGGGACGACCGUCCGUUUUGGACCGCUCACUAGAAGAGGUAGAAGAACUUCAAAACGAAGAGGCCUGGGUCCCAGAUGUCCGCGUCGUAUUCCGAGGCUCGCACGUAUUCGCUGGUAUUAGACAGCUAGUCGAACAAGGGGUGAUAGACGGGGAGAAAAUGCCGGGUUGGAUGACUGGAGAAGCAGGCGUUACAAUCGGCGCUGUGAAGGAAGGAAGGAUACGCACGAAGAAAGAUCAUAUUCCUGGUGUUUGAGUGGGAUUGGCCAGGGGCGUUGUUGGUAUAUGGAUACCCAUGUGAUAUAGCGGAACGGUUUCGGCGUCUGGAGUUAUAAUGCCUUCUUGAAGUGUUUUAGAACACUUCGGAUCCGCUUUUUUUCUGGAGUGCUUUGUACAAAAUACGUGUGGAAUCGCGUUCAAUGAUAAUGAAUUUCGCAAC